GCCCUCGGCCCCAGAUGGACCUCCCGGCGGAGGAUGGAGCUGAGGCACCCCAGAUGGGGAGCCCCGAGGCUGAGGGGCCCGAGGGGCCGCAGCGGCCGGCGGGGCAGUGGUCGGGGGCCGAGGUGGGCUCGUGGCUGGCGGCGCACGGCAGGGACGCGGCGCUGGAGGAGCUGGCUCGGGAGCACGCCCUGACGGGCCGGGGGCUGCUGCGCCUGACCGAGGGGUCCCUGCGGCGCAUGGGGGUCAACCGGCGGAACCGGCGCCGGGAGCUGCUGCGGGAGCUGCUGCGGCUGCGGCUGCAGCAGGAGGUGCAGGAGCUGCGGAGCAUCGCUGGCGAGUGAAGAUGAUGUCCCUGUGGAUGUCCCAGAGCCUGUGGGAGCAGAGGAGAUGGCAUGUGAGGACAAAGCAGCUGGGACUGAGCAAGACAAGCAGGAACAGUGCUGGAGGAGCCCUGAGAUCACUGUGACCCCUCCAAAAAAAAUCCAGAGCCUGCCUGCUGCAGGAAUUGAUAAGGACAGCAGAACCUUAGAAGAAAAAUUUGAUCCACGAGGCUGGGAAGUUACCCCAAGCAGGCAGAAAGCAGUCCCAGAACUGAUAUUGUGUGAAAUAGGGGGUCACAAACACAAAGGCACUCAUUGGAGUGCUGAAAAACUUUUGCAACAUUUGCAAAAAUCUAUUAUUGGGUCUAAAAUGGCUCAGAUUGUGCAAUCAAGAAUCCAACAAAGCGUAGUUUAUUAAAGAAACAGCCCUAACAAGGCUAACAAAAUAAUGCUGGGAGCCAUAAAACCUGGAAAUGUUCUGGGUGAACACUGGCAGAUUGAUUUUACUGAAUUGUCCAGACAAGGAGGGGGUAUAAAUCCCUCCUAGUUCUGGUGGAUACCUUUUCUGGGUGGCCAGAAGCCUUCCCUUGUCACACCAGCCAGGUUCGGGAAGUGACUAAAGUACUGUCAAAUCAAAUAAAUACAAAACCCCAAAAAUACAAUUAAUAAAAAAUCGGAGGUACCUUUGGGAAUGUCAUCAGACAUAGAUUCCCAUCUUAUUGCAGAAGUGAUACAACAACGUAGGAAAACCUUGGGAAUAGCUUGGGAUCUUCAUACUCCUUAUAGGCCCCAGGCUAGUGGCAAAGUGGAGUGAGUGAAUCACACAAUCAAAUUGCAAUUGGGUAAAAUAUGUCAGGAAAGCUCCUUGACCUGGGUCCAAGCCUUACCUGCUCUACUUCAAAGCAGAAUUCAGCUGUGGGGCACCGGCAAAAAUCUGAGCUGCUCUGUGGUCGACCCUACCAAGUGCCACACUCCAGGAAACACACAUGUUAAAAGGAGGGGUUGAUUUGAAUAAUUACCUCAUUUCUCUUACUAAAACCUGACAGGAUUUGCAGUGGUUGGACACGGCAUGAGAUCCAGCAGGAGAUUGGGUCUGUUUGAAUGACUGGGGAACUGCUCCACUCCAACCAAAGUGGAAGGGACCUUUUCCAAGCACUGCUGACAACUUUUACUGCCUUGAAACUGCACAAAGUAAAAUUUUGGAUACCUUGUUCCAGAAUUAAAAGGGCCUAAGCCCCUAGGGAAGAAGUCAAGAGCUUGUCAGGAGCUGUUUUACAAAACCAAAUGGUGAUAGCCCUUGUUUUAGCAUCACAAGGAGGAAUAUGGACUGUCAUUAACUCCAGUUGCUGUGUAUUUACUGCUCAAAAGACAUUGUAGAGUGCCUACAGAUGUCCAGGGAGUCUGGAAAUGAACCCACAUUUUACAACCCACAGCUCAAGAUGCCACCUCCUGGGGAUUUGAAGAAAUCUGGACCAAACGUCCUUCAUGGGUACCCAGCUGGACUUGGUGAAACAUCUGUUUAUAAUCAUGAUGUUUAUAAUCUGUUUAUAAACAUCUGUUUAUAACCACCACCUUAAUAAUUGCUGUAUGGUUUUAGCCAGCAUCAAGAUUCAGUGUUGCAGCUGUUUUAAUGCCUUACACUCUGAAAGGAAAUAAAAAUCUCAGGAGACUGGUUCCCACAAGGAACUUAGAAUCAAGAAGAGGAGGGAUUUUAUAAGGACAGGAGAACAGCACAGCCUAGGAGAAACAGGUAAAGGGUGUAACUCAGGCAAACAGAAGUCACGAAAAAUGGAAGCAGGAUGCCAGCUCAGCUCUGCAAGGCUGACAAAGCAGAAGUUAUGCAAAACAAGGAUAUUUCCCUUACUCAAAAGUGGGGGUCAAGGAACAUGCCCCUAAAAAGGACACGGGGUAUUAAAGACAAAACCACAUAAGGACUUCUGGUAAAGGAUGAGACAGCAUAAAAUAAAGUCAAGUAAGUGGGGAUAGCUAAUGAAUAUGCAAUCAAUGUGUGUGAUAAAAGCUCUGUUCAUACAACAGUCAGACUUGAUUGGAGGAAGUAUGCCCCAAAUUACCAGUUCUGCAAUAAAGAAUGGCAGACAUCUCCCAUGCUACAAGUUGAAUAACAACUUUUAAUCCUUUUCUUCUUAUUUUCCUUCUCUAAAGCCAAAAUCAAAGGUUGGAAAAGACCUCCAACACCCUCAAUUCCACCUCUCACCAAAAAAACUUUCACCCCAAACCAGGCAGCAGCAGUUUCACUUUCACACGGCUGCAGGAAAACACAUGAUUUCCAGGAAAGCAGUAGCUGCUCCCUCACUGUCCCUAUAAAAGGGGAAGCAGAUCCCUCCAAAGGAGCCAGAGCUGGGUGGGCUGUGCUGGAUUUCAAGAACGGGAGCUGCGGAGCCCGGAGG
Passer domesticus (house sparrow) is the source of this 2728-nucleotide messenger RNA. Its product is annotated as sterile alpha motif domain-containing protein 12-like. The transcript has 3 exons. The coding region runs from base 15 to 341 and encodes 108 amino acids. The record is from RefSeq and is a predicted model, not a curated record. Lineage: Eukaryota; Metazoa; Chordata; Aves; Passeriformes; Passeridae. Gene Ontology annotation, cellular component: cytoplasmic side of plasma membrane. Gene Ontology annotation, biological process: cell surface receptor protein tyrosine kinase signaling pathway. Gene Ontology annotation, molecular function: protein binding.